UGGCUAUCAAUUCGAUGAACGCAGUGGUUUUUCGAAAGCCGAUGCUGAGACAGGCUUCAAGUGUCUAUGAAACCUACGCUUAUCUGAGGUGAUGUGGCAAUAUAGACAUUGUUGUCGUGGCCCAGGAUGGCAGACCUUCUUGGCUCAAUCAUGUCUUCGAUGGAGAAAGCGCAACCUAAACAAUCGCCGGCCGAUGAGAAACAGCGCGACCUCAUCAAACCUGAUGACACGAUCGAUUGCAGAACAACGCGAGGCGGCCAAGAAAGCUGAGGAAGAUCAUAAGCUGAAACUGAAAAGGUUUAAAGAGAAAACAUCAGGAGUACUCGAUGAAUUUUUAAAAGAUAUCAAAAACCCGAACUUCAAAUUCAAGCCUGUCCCCAAAGUCUACCGUGCCAUCAUCCAUGAUGCUGCCGAGGCGAAAGGUAUACCUGCGUAUUCCUUUGGCGAAGAGGACAUCGACCGACACGUAGUGGUCUUCAAGCCUGAACAUGCCCCGUGUGAAGAGCAACUUGCGUGCCUAAGGCGCGGCGAGGUUUGGGAUCCAUUAAAGGCUGAGCAGGAACGAGCCUUGCGGGAACAGAUUGAGAAAGAUCGCGAACACGAGGAUUGGCUUCGACAGAUGCGAGAGCGGAAGCGAAAGUCAAAUGAGACGCAAGGCCAAGCAGCUGACAAAUACAAAACGAAAUACGAAAAGUUUGUCGGUAGGGAUGCUGGCCUCGAAGCAGCUAGAAUAGCACAGCCUAACAAACAGUUUGGAUUCGUGCCUUCGGAAAAUAAGCGUGACGCACGCACAAUCGAGCAGGUUCUUGCAGAUAGUCGAGCAAAACGAAAACGUUUGGAAGAGAGGACAUCAGCUUCAGAAACGUUUGGUCACAACAACGAAAAGUCAAACACUGUUUAGGGUACUCUGGGCAAUAUGCAUAUUGCAUCGCGAUCUCUAUUACCAGCAGCUGUUUUUCGUGUCCAUCACGAACAAUGAUGUUACAAAAGCUCACAGGUUUUCCAGUGGUUUCUACUCAGUGUUUGACAAACGAACCUGAACGAGGGUUGAUUAAUAUAAGGAAGUGUUAUCCCACCAUACUUGCAGAAAACUCCGGUACGCGCAGGUGGUACCGGAACGUUAGAGAUAGUAAUAAUCAUUGUUUGAGACAUUAAGAAAGUUCAAGAUCAGUAGUCUAGUCUGCUGACGGACAGCGCAUCUAACAGCUAGUAACUGAGACAGUCUUAUGUCUUUAUCGCCUAAAGGAGAUGCUCAGAUUAGCUUAACAAUACAGGAACGAUACAUACAAAAUGUUCUACAGGUGCUUCAUAGUAAAUGAAUAGGUUUUGCAUUCGCACAAAAUGACUCCAUUGUAAUCCUUCCGAGCUAUAUAUCCUAUAUUGGGCUAUUAUGUGUCGAGUUGUCCUUCAACGUGUUCGAUCGUACCGAUCUGUUGGCAAGCACAGAGGCUGACUGUUGAAGAAAUCAUCUAUUUCAGAAACGGGAAACUUUUAAAAAAACAGGAACAACUUUUGUUUACGUAGAGUAAAGACAAAAAUAUGAAGUAGGCAAAAUACGAACAUACAUAGACCUUUAAUAUGAGCCAGGUAACUUGUAAUACGGGAUCGUUACCUCUGCAGGGUUUGAAAAAACUCGUAGCUGCGGAGUUAUUUUAAUAUCAAAAUAUGCGGCUAUAAAUCUAAGCCUUUCAUCCCAGGAAAACGGAGAGAAGUCAAGACAACGGUGACUGCCCUGUAUAAAAUGGUGCAAGGAAAAGGCCCGAACUACCAAGAUGUUCGCGAUAUUUAUUAAGGAAGUUUGUUUAAUUUGUUAGAUAUGUAGAUUUAAAAGCUUUGCAAGCUUGACAGUUGCCAUAUGAUUUGGCUAGUGAUUUUGGAGUAGACUCUGUGGGUCAUACCGACCACAUUGCUAAGGCGAAUUGUGAGCUAUAGGCACUCAUCGGGCAUUAACUGGAUUAAUUUCUAAUAUCCUCUUUUUUCUUGUUUUAAAUUGUUUCUCUGUAUAAUUAUCUUGUAUAAUUGGUGUAAAUUAAUUCCUUAGACCCUAUUUUGUUCUUAGGCGAGAAAAACGAAACUGUUUUGAGUAAUAAAUGUCAAAAUUUCCGUUUCGGAUUGAUAUUUAUGAAAGAGGCAAAGUCAAGUAAAUAUUGCGCUGUGAUCUGCUGAUAUCUGAGACGAUAAAAAUUGUCCGUCUAGUGGACUUUUUGUGAAAUAUAAUUUCAUUGAUAGCUAUUUGUAACUUCUACUUCGUGGGAUACGCAGAUACAUAGCUUUAUGUAUAGAGCUUUAGAUAAUUAGUUACAAGCUACUGCCUCAUGACUGAGCUCGUUAGGAUGUGCAAGCGGCUUAAGUCGUUCGUUGAACAACGUUGUUAACGACGAUUUUUUACGUGACGAAAAUAUUCCUUGCGAUGCGGUUAAAUCAGUCUUAUAACAUAUGGAAAAAAAAUGCAAGUACAUUAACACCAAUUACUGCCAUUGACGACGGUAGAAAAUGAACAACGAGUAUUUAGAAAUUGUUUUGCUAAAUGUAAUUGACAACAACAAUACAAAGAACACAUAAUGACUUGUAACUACUAUACUCAGUUUAAGAGUGGACGAAACAGUAUCGCUGUACUUUCGUAACCCUCAAGCUCAUGAAGUGCAGCACUAUUCUUGUACUGCUUUAAAAUUAUUAAUUACAUAAGUUACAAACAACCGAGAGGCUCUGUUAUUAGCGUUAAAAUUCUGAUUGGAACGUACAUGCUUUCCCGUACACAAUGGACAGUUCGAGAAGUUUGGAGAGAAAUUACAUUUCAGUAACACCGAAUCUUCAAAAGUCUUGCAAGCCUCAUCAAAUUUCUUUGAGUUUACCAGAAUCGAAACUGUUUAAUGCGGAUUAGAAAACUAGGAAUAGAGUUCUCUAUGUCAGUGCACAAGGCAAUAACGAGCCUUCUUUGCUAUUGAUUUGUAAAAAAAAAUUGCUCGCUGCUUUCCGAAGUGUACGCAUAGGUAGAACGAUAAUAUAUUAUACAAUAAAAGAAAAUGAAGUAAAUGUUA
Varroa destructor (honeybee mite) is the source of this 3038-nucleotide messenger RNA. RefSeq names its product sperm-associated antigen 7. NCBI's taxonomy places the organism in Eukaryota, Metazoa, Arthropoda, Arachnida, Mesostigmata, Varroidae. Gene Ontology annotation, molecular function: nucleic acid binding. The record is from RefSeq and is a predicted model, not a curated record.